Messenger RNA from Eimeria tenella, 1569 nucleotides. RefSeq lists its product as uncharacterized. The transcript has a single exon. NCBI's taxonomy places the organism in Eukaryota, Apicomplexa, Conoidasida, Eucoccidiorida, Eimeriidae. The record is from RefSeq and is a predicted model, not a curated record. The coding region runs from base 1 to 1569 and encodes 522 amino acids.
AUGCGUUUUUUGAUUUUUCUUUUGUUGGCGGCGAUCUCGAGGGGCCCCCAAGCAGCAGAGGCGGGUUGGCCUGGCAGCAGGCGCGCUGCAGCCGCCGACUCAGUCUUGGCUUCUUCAGACGCAGCCACUUUCACCCCCGAGGGCUCUUAUUACUUAAGACAAGCAUCUCCUUGGGAAGAUGCUCCACUGUACAGCACUCCUGGGCCCGGGGGGGCGCAGUGGAGGGGGGAGUCGGGCGUAGGCUCUGCAGCAGCGGCAGCAGCAGCGGCAGCGCAAGCAGCAGCUACUGCAGCAGCUGCUGCAGCCCCCUACGUCCACGUCCACGCUGCAGCAGCAGGCGCUGCCCCGCAGCAGGUCCGCCCCUGGGGCUCGCUGCAGCGCCUGGCCCGGGCUCUGGGCCACCCCGCUGUGCUGCUGCGCGCAGCUUUGCUGCGGCACUUUUGCCUGGCUGUUGUGCAGCUGAGAAGCCCCUUUUUGGGCCUCCGAAGCAGCGGCGCUGCUGCGCACCGAGGCAGCAGCAGCAGCAGCAGCAGCGAGCAGCAAGGCAAAGAAAUAGUGGGAGAAGCAGAAGUGGCGGCGCUGGCGGCGAAGCUCGCGGGCGUGGUGGGGUCCGCUGGACAUACAGCCGAAGCGGGAAAGCUGUGGACGAAGCUGAUGCUUCUGCAGUUCGAAAGACUUGUCAGUGAAAGUGAAAAGCUUCUUUUUGAAGUUGCAAGACAAGGCAAUCCCGCGUUAAUGGUGUUUGCACUUAGCCGGAUUGUGCCUCCCGUGAUGAAGGGUUUCUCUUACCUCGAAAGCUUUCCGAGUUCGGGAGUUUCGGGGGUCUUGGAGCCAGUUCGGGUUUCGCUGCUGCGGCGUGCCAGGGAGCUCGACUUGGCUCUCCUGGCAGCUCAAAAUGACCCUUUUAUUGUUCAUAAAUUCAGCAAAGAUAUAACUGAAGAGGAACUGCAAAGAGAAAGGGAACUGGCUGCGUUGGAGGGGGGCGCCUACGCGCCCGUGCAGCCGGUCUUUGCAGAAAGCUUCCCCGCGGGUGGGCGGGGCUUCAAGCAGCAGCCCCAGGCGCAUUUGCCGGCACUCCUGCUGGUUUGUUUUCUUCUUUUUAGUAUUUAUUCAUCAUUUAAACCUCUAAAAUCCAGGCGGAAGGCGCGGGCGGAGGCGCCGGAGGCGCAGGAGGGGUGGAACGACCUGGAGCCGGACGCAGGUGUACGUACACCCGGGGAAGCGCGCGCCGGCGGCGCGCCCGCCGCACCGCCGCCGCGUCCAGAGUGGCCGCGUCAUUAUCCCAAAAGUGCAGAGUCUGCUAUUUAUGAAAAUGAAAUGUUUGAAGAAAACUUAGGAGCUCCAGAAGAACCCCGAGGCGGGCUCUUCCCGCGCGAACACUUCCUCCCGGGGCUCCCCCCCAGCGCCUACGCCUACGCCCCACCCCCGUACUACACCCACAGGCAGCCUCCUACAGUUCCCUCAGCCCCUCCGAUUCCCCCUGGGGGUUUCGUUGCAGAUCUGAGGCCUCCGCCUCCGAGUUACUGGGACGUGGUGGGUUUGCCGGGCCCUGGCUCCAGCCCUCCCUGA